Molecule: messenger RNA, 1068 nt
Organism: Somion occarium
Lineage: Eukaryota; Fungi; Basidiomycota; Agaricomycetes; Polyporales; Cerrenaceae
Source: the annotation of a GenBank genome assembly
GAGUCCUAUAAUCUAUCCUUCAGUCUACGUAUUCUGUUCAGCCCAGCUUCUUGCCAUGUCACUAAACGUCUGGAAGGAUGUCUCACCUGAAUCGAUACAGGAGCAAGUCAGUAUUUCAUUGUUGAUCACUCACCUCAUCAGCGGAUGCAGCAUCUGGGACUUUCUUGUAUUUCUCCCAAGGGACUGGGAGAUCUUCAAGCAUCGUACGUGCUGUCGGUGGGGGAUGUUAGCCCUCUACGCUGGCUGCCGAUACCUCGGUUUCGUGGCUAUGGCCGCUACUCUUGUAUUCGUCGACAUGUUUCCCACGAACUUCAACAGGAAUCUAGGUACAGCCUUUCAAAUGUUAUCGUUGGUGUCGCUAGGGACAGCCUUCACCGUUCUCUCUUUGCGGAUUGCCUUGGCACUCUCUCAAGCCGUUAUGUGGGCCGUAGCCUUUGCUUCAUUUCCUCGAAUACCCACUGUUUGGCAGGAUAAGUCUGAUCAUAUAAUGGUCUCAACCGUGUUAAUCAUAUUAUCUACGGAACUCCUUCUCCUUGGCGUCAUCGGACCGAGCACACGCAGGUUUCGCGCUGAUCACCAUUUGACUUCGCAAGGCCACACCAAAUCUCGGCGAGUAGCAGCGUAUCCUCAGUUGCUCUACCAACAAGGUAUUCAUUACUUCGCCAUCGUCUGGGCAGCAUACCUCCCAGCUGUAGUGUUCGACUGUAUGGCAAUUGAUUUGACUGGAUUACUACGGUUUACAAUACAGUAUGUUGCCUUCUGUACGACUGUUGUUUGUGCUUGCAAGGCCUUCCGUGACAUGAUGAUUUCUGGCGCUUGCCCCACUCAUGAAUUUCUUGCAGUAUGGCGACACUUCACCGGUAGGCAUAUUCGCCAUUCCAAUGGCCACGCAAAAGCUAGAAAUCAAGUGAACAUUCCGCUCAAUGUCCUGUCGCCUCGAGGCAAAGAGCACUCGGACAUUGUCACAAGUCCCAUAAACGCCCCUGCCCCCGGUGGAUAUCUUAUUGGGAAGUGACCAACGCGAAAAGAACGCAUGGGACCACUAUGCAACGGAGACUUCUCAGGGCU